Messenger RNA from Pseudoliparis swirei, 2349 nucleotides. RefSeq names its product TATA box binding protein (TBP)-associated factor, RNA polymerase I, A (gene taf1a). Gene Ontology annotation, cellular component: RNA polymerase I transcription regulator complex. The record is from RefSeq and is a predicted model, not a curated record. Lineage: Eukaryota; Metazoa; Chordata; Actinopteri; Perciformes; Liparidae. Gene Ontology annotation, biological process: transcription by RNA polymerase I. The transcript has 12 exons. The coding region runs from base 353 to 1648 and encodes 431 amino acids.
CUGACAUGAUUUAGAUUUUCUCUUCAACUUACUUCCCUUCACUCACUUACAAUUACACCGUUUCAGUAGAGCAAUGCACAAAAGCAGGACUGUAACCCCACACUACGUUUCACUCAAACGCUGAACCGCACAGACAACAAAGAUACAAGACGACCCAGGUGGACAUUGAAGAUAUUCUGGCAUGCGUUAGGUUUGCUCUUUCAGGAGCACCAGGUGUAGCUGCUGUCUCAGACGGUUCUGCCUCGGGAGAAGGUGAUUCAGCUGCCACGUCCAGUUCAGGUGGACGUCACACGCUGAACAUCAGAGCGAGGAAUAAAGGGCCGCUGUCUCACGUCUGAGUGCUGUGAUCAUCAUGGACGACUUGCAAAGAGAGCUCGGGGCCCUUGAAGACUUAGAGGACGACAACGAUUCCUCAGACGACGACUCUUCAAAGAGGAAAAAAUCAAAAUCAAAUCUCCCUGUGGUUUAUCCCAUGUGUGCAGAGACACCGAGGGAAACUGGGUUUCACCAGAGUACCAGAGCCUGUCUGGAGAUGAUCAGGGAAGCCCUGCUGCAUCAUAGAUGGCAAGAGGCAGCAGAAUAUAUGGCAUGUUAUCCACAACUGUUAGAGGACCCAACAAAUGGCAAAUUUCAGCAGUAUAAGGAGCUCAUUUGGAGAUUCAGCGCUGAGAUCCUUCACCAUCACCCCAAGUCAAAGAUGGAGGACUACAACAACAUCUAUGAACGGAUGAAACAUUCAGGAGUUAAACAUUUCCUGAUGAUCUCUCUGGAACAUUCAUUCCACCUGCUGCAUCAUGGUCACAUUGAGGAUGCAAAGCAUCAGCUGUCUGUCGCUGAAAGUUGGAGGUACGGGAAGGAGUCAGCAGCUCAGUAUCAGAGGACUAAACUGAUCCACGCCUACAGGAGUUUACUGGAUUAUCUGAUUUGGUGUGACAAGAAGUAUACCUACUCCAACAAAACUGUUUCAGAGAAUCCAGACAGUGUUGACAACCAAGACAUGCUAAACUACUUCAGACAGGCCUCUCUGAAUCUAAAGGAGAUUUUAAAAAUACCUGGCGUCUGGGAUCCCUUCAUACUGAGUUACGUUGAGAUGCUGGAGUUCUAUGAGAAUCAUGAGGAGGCUUUAAAAGUCUUGACUGAUUACGCAAAUGAUGAAGGCUUCCCACCCAAUCCCAACGCGCAAGUCUAUUUGUACCAAUACUUAAAGCGGCGAAGUGCUUCAGGAAGAAAACUGAUGAAAGUAUUGAAGAAUCUCCAUUUAAUAGUCCCAAGCCAUGAGUUGAUGCCCGAGUACAGCGCUAUGCUGCUUCAGUCAGAGAAAAACACAAACAUCCAGAAAGCUUUAGGAGUCGUUCUGGACUUGCUGGACUUCGCCUGCUGGAGGAGCAACCUGGAUGUGUGGAAGCUUUUAAAGGCUAUUAUUCAAAAACUACAGUUACAAGAAGACUGGAGGGACCGUGUUGCUGAAAAAAUGGCCGCAAGAAAAGACUGGUGGCCGGCGCUGCACUUCACGAGGUUCCACGCCAGCAAAGACUCCGAGGAGAACCCCGAGCUCAUGGGAGUGAAGGCAUCCCUGACAAAAGUCCUUUGCCCGGACCUAACGCUCAAAUACACAGCCUGGCCGGUAACCAGUGUAGAGGGAAGGUGAGAGAAGAACUCAAAGAGGAAAUCAACAUCCGUCUUUAAUCCUCAACCAAGAUCGGAGCUGAGAUGCUCUUGGAAUGGAGAAACAACAGAAACACCCAGCGAAGGCAAAGACCUUUGUUUUUCCUGGAAAUAUAUUGUUUAUCCUGGAAAUAUCUCAUUUAAGUAAUAAAAUAUUAUUUAGCUUCACUGACAUACACAUGAUACCAAAUGAACUUCCAUACGAUUUACCUUGUUCCAUUAUGUUAGUUAAUGGUGCCUUGAGGUUUUUUUCUUCUUCAUUAUCAAGGCACAGGAUACAUUGUCCACUAUGUGGAGCUCUUGUUCAGUAUUUCUUUUGCAUCUGAAGGGUAUGACCACUUGAUGUUGGCAGUGUGGCUCUGAAUGUCAGUGUUCAUGUUGGUUUGAUGGUGCUUUCUGUAAAAAUGUAAUGUAAGCAGAGCCUCAUUCUGACCUCAGCUGACCUUUAACCACUGUUUGGAGGGGCUAUAGGUCUCAACACACUCCGAGGGAUAUUCUCUUUGUCAAGUCUAUGGCCGGCCAGAAGAAUCAACACAGAGCUUUCAGCAGCAUAAUGUCCAUAUACGUUAGAGUGGGACAGACAGGUGGUUGUAUUUGACACACAGUAGAUGCAGCACUGCCAAUAUUGAUUUUCACAAAGAGGCUUGAAUAUUUUGCAUCUCAGAAAUAAAGAAUUGCAUCCAG